Molecule: messenger RNA, 2927 nt
Organism: Nannospalax galili (Upper Galilee mountains blind mole rat)
Lineage: Eukaryota; Metazoa; Chordata; Mammalia; Rodentia; Spalacidae
Gene: Hhla2
Product: HERV-H LTR-associating 2
Exons: 8
Coding region: 128-1318 (396 amino acids)
Biological process (GO): T cell costimulation; negative regulation of T cell proliferation; cellular response to lipopolysaccharide
Cellular component (GO): external side of plasma membrane
Source: RefSeq, a predicted model, not a curated record
CAAACUCACUACAUUCAUCCAUGCUCUUCAUCACAUCUGAAUCCAGGGCUUCCUUGUAGGUUAUUUAUCAUAUGAAUAGAAGAUAUGGAUUUCUAAGCAAGCACAAUUAAUAUGACCAUCACAGGACAUGAGGGCACAGGCAGUGCUGUCUUUCUUCUUCAUCAUCAUACCAUUUACUUAUGGAUUUCAAGAUAUGGUCUAUUCAUUCUUGACAAGUCCCAAUAAUAAUACGAAUGAGAAACUUGCUAUUGGAAGAUAUGAUGAAGACGUAAUUCUCCCUUGCUCAUUUAAGAGUGGCCCUGAUGUCGUAAUUCACUGGAAAAAUCAAGAUAACUUUGUUCACAGUUACUACGAGGACAGGGACCAUUUGGAAAGACAGUAUCCCAGAUAUGUACACCGAACAUCUCUCUUUCAUAGUGAGAUUCACAAUGGGAAUGCUUCCCUAUCUGUCAAAAGAUUGAACCUUCUGGAUGAAGGAAUUUAUGUGUGCUAUGUUGGAACAAAUAGUGGAUACAUCACAAACAAAGUGGUGCUUAAGGUGGGAGCUUUCCAAAUACCCACGAUGAAAUAUGAAAACAGGGGCACAGAGAGCUUCCUGGUAUGCAGUAUAUCGAGUGUUUAUCCUCGUCCACGUAUCACAUGGAAAAUGGAAAAUGCUUCUGUCGCUUCUGUCUCUGAAAGCAAUUCAAAAGAAACUGGGAUUUGGGGCCUUUUUUGUAUUAACAGCAUACUGAAUAUCACAGAAUCAAAUUCAUCUUAUGAGUGUGCUAUUGAAAAUUCACUUCUGCAUCAGACAUGGAGAGGACGAUGGGUUUUGGCAGGUAGCCAUUGGAAAUCACGACAUGAAGCCAUUUUACUCUCCUGUCCAGUCAUCAGCAGUUUUUUGCUACCAAAUCAAGGCUUACAUGUUACUUGGACCAAAGUAGAAAAUGGGUCAUCCUCUAUCUUGGCUUCCCAUCUGAGCUCUUCGCAAGAUACAACUAUAAAUGACCCUCGAUUCUCCUGGAAUAAAGAGCUGAUAGAUCAGAGUGACUUCUCGAUGGUUUUGACAGAUCUUAACCCUUCAGACAGUGGGGAAUACUUGUGUAAUAUUUCUUCACGUGAAUAUACUUUACUUACUGUUCACAGGCUGCAUGUAGCAUUAAGUCAAAGAAGAGAUUCCUGGAAAAUACGUACAUGUAUUUUUUUGGUGGCUUUACUGGAAAUAGCCUUUAUGGGAGCUUAUAUGUGCUGCUUCAGAAUGUCAAGAGCCAAAAGGAACAGAGACUCUGCUGAUGGUGACCCAGGCUGUGAAGAUCCCCCAAAUAGCAAUUUAUGAAGAAGCAAUCAUGUGAAAUUCAUAUCAGGAAAAGUCAAUUAGCAAAAGAAGUCCUAUACUUGAUUUACUCAAAAGAAAUUUUCUACUUGAGUCACUCCAUUUGCCUGAGGAUUUACUGGACUGAUAUCAACUCACCUUUCUCACUGCCAUCCCAAGGCAAUGGCUUGUUAGACUUGACAACUCCACCAUUGUGAAGACAGCCAUUUCUCCCCAUACUCUGGUUUGAAUGUGUCCCCAAGGCUCGUGUAUUACAAACAUUAUUGCCAAUGCAAUAGUAUUGGGAAGUAGGCCCCAAUAAGAGAUGGUUAGGUCAUGGGAACUUUGCUGACAUUGUGGGAGUAGGUUAGUUAUUGCAAGAGUGGCUUGGCCCUCUCUUGACUUCCAUCUUCUACCAUGGGACCAUGUACCAAAAACAUUCCUGCCAGAUGACGAAAACUUGAUUUGGACUUGCCAGUCUCCAGAAUUGUAAUUAAUUUCUGUUCUUUAUAAAUUAUCUACUGCACAGCACUGGAAAUCAAAGAUCCAAUAUUACAUUUAUUCUUCAAGAAGUAAUCAUCAUUUGCUGAUUUGCUACCUGCAUUAAGAUGAAGAAUACCUACCUGCAAAGGAUUCCAGUUCAACUUAGGAAAUAAUAGUCUCAUUAAUUUACAUUCCUGUUGCAGUCAACCUAAAAGGCUACUGUGAGUUUCUGUUAAGAACUCAGAAGAAUUGUACAAUUAGGAGCUAGUUCAAGAUCUGAUCAAUUGAUAAUGGUGAGGGCAGAUGGGAACAGAAGUCACCUUAGUGAAUAGAUGAAGAACCAGGGCCCGGAAACAGGAAGGCUGAUUUGAUAAGGCAUCAUUCCCUAGUUUUAUAAAAAUGAUCAUUUCAGCAUAACUGAUGAGGCAGAAUGGUGACCUUUAGGAUUUCCAGAAAGUAAGGAUGUCUAUGCCACCACGACUGCUUGGAGACAGAAGUCUUGCCAUCUCUAGAAUGGACCUGGAUGGUAUGUUAGAACUGGUUGGCAUAGUUGAUGACAUGGACUAUGAGGAAUUCUGGCUCAUCAGCAUUCUAACAUCUUUAGCUUUCCAUGUAAAUUUUAUGUGGGGAGAAAGUGUAGAGCCCAGAUGAGUUGAUGAUCAGCUUGCCUUAAUUUUAAAAUCAACUUAGAGGAAAUAGAUUGUUAGUAUUUGUGUAUUUGUCAUUAUAAUUGUGCUUUUUGUGACUUAGGUAGUCAAGUUUUGAAUUGUUGUUCAUAGGAGAAAGCAAAUUCUGAUGUGCAGCAUGACCUCCCCCAGCCCAAUUAUUUCUAUCAAUAGACCUCAGUUUCACAAUCUCAUACUUUGUACAUAGUUUGUCAUAAUAUUGUGUCAGAUAUUCAUGAUAGUAAAUUAUUAAAGACUCCAAUGUAAAGAAAAACUCCAUUGAGGUUACUGUACUUAAGUGUCUAAGUCCAAAAUCAAUGCUUCCCAUGUAGGUAGGAGAAUAGGGCCAAGAGCAAGGUCUGAAAGGCCUUCCACAAACCUUACCAAAUUAGCUUAUGAAAAACACAAGUUUACCCAUAGGUUAAGUUAUUAUAGCAGUCACUAUUUAGAUGUCCUUGCUUCUUGCUGUGUGUGUUUUUAUAGUA